Molecule: messenger RNA, 5468 nt
Organism: Rhincodon typus (whale shark)
Lineage: Eukaryota; Metazoa; Chordata; Chondrichthyes; Orectolobiformes; Rhincodontidae
Product: G-protein coupled receptor 20
Exons: 2
Coding region: 114-1172 (352 amino acids)
Biological process (GO): phospholipase C-activating G protein-coupled receptor signaling pathway; positive regulation of Rho protein signal transduction
Cellular component (GO): membrane
Molecular function (GO): G protein-coupled receptor activity
Source: RefSeq, a predicted model, not a curated record
CAUAAUUCAAGUUUUUAAUGCACUAAUAAAAGGAGGAGAGGAGUAAUGUGGCAAAGCGGUUUCGGGAGGCAAACUGCAGUGAGCAGCUACUGCUGAUCACCAAGAGAUCAGCCAUGCCAAAUGCAACAGUUGAACCAAAUCUUACAGACGUGACUGCGACUAUUCUUGUCAAUGAGACUCACAACCAUAAGGAACCCUACUUACAUAAAUUAGCACACCUCGAUGAAGCACUCUACAAUGAUUACUACAUCCUCUGGCUUGCCUUAAUGAUAAUUAAUGUUUUCAUAUUUGUAGUUGGCAUUGUCCUCAACAGUGUCGCAUUGUACGUGUUCUGUUUUCGUACCAAGACCAAAACAACAUCUGUCAUCUAUACCAUAAACCUAGUAAUCACGGAUUUGAUGGUGGGUUUCUCCUUGCCAACCAGGAUAAUAAUUUAUUACAGUGGUGGUAAAUGCCUGACAUGCUCUUUUGUGCACAUCUUCAGCUAUUUUGUGAACAUGUACUGCAGCAUUCUGUUCCUAACCUGCAUCUGCGUGGACAGGUACUUGGCUAUAGUCCAAGUGGAAGCUUCACGCAAGUGGAGAAACCCUCACUACGCCAAAGGGAUUUGCGUUUUCAUCUGGCUAUUUGCCAUCAUUGUCACUUACUCUAUACUCACCACAGCAAUCAAGUAUGCCUCUUGUUGUCUGUCUAAGCUCUUCGCUCUGACAGUGUUUGAAUACUUUUUGCCUUUAGUGAUUAUCACAGGGUUCACCAUUAGGAUCAUGUGUGCCCUGGCCAAGCCAAAUCUUAUGCAGCAGAGCAGAGAAAGACGCAUGAGGGCUGUCCAGCUUCUGGUCACUGUGUUGGUUAUUUUCAUGAUCUGCUUCACACCCUUUCAUGUCCGCCAGGUUGUGGUCUACGCAAAUCCUAAACUGCCCCUUCACAUCAGCUUAAUAGUGUACCACGUUACAGUGACCCUGAGUAGCCUCAACAGCUGUUUGGACCCUAUUGUCUACUGCUUUGUCACUAACAACUUCCAGUCCACUGUGAGGAACAUCUUUGUCAAGGUCGAGCCUGAACAGAACAGCGGAGAGGUAAUCAGUGUACAAAAGAGCUCUAAGGUGUCCACAGGAAAGACAGUAGUUUCAAGCAUGAUGAUGAAUGGUCCUGCAUUGGACAGUGAACAGUGAAGAGACAACAGCGACAUCCAUGCAGCAAAAGAGGACUUUCAUGUCUCAAGAUUAUGCUGUAACUUUGCUUUGUACUACAUUUUGUGCCUUGAUGUUCAUAAUACAUCAUUUUGUACAGUUUGGUGAAAUUUACUCAAGGUGUCCUUUACCAGAAGAAUGGAAGGCCUGGUCUUCUUUGUUUAGGUAACGCUCCAUUAGUUGUAAGACAAUCUGGAUUUGGCAGAUAAAGGAAAGAGAAACAAAGCCUUAAUGUUUGGUGCAUUAGUUUACAAGAUGGGACAGAAACCCUUGGCCCUAGACCAAAAUACAAUGGAAAAUCUUUGUUCUUCUUGCAAAAGCAAAAAAAUGUGGUUUCCAGUGUUUAUAGGUCUGUCUGCUCUACCUUUCCAUUCUUACAGCGUCACCUCUAGUGAUGUAUGUGUCUGACUUGCCUGGAAAUUGUUGAAUAUAUUUUGUGAAACAUUCUCCAAUUUGUUAACUUCAGACUUGUGCCUGAAACUUUAUGUAGAUAUAAAAUAACCACAGGAGUUAUCCUUGGGUUGAUAAGAUAUAACUUUCAGAACUCUAUUUUCUGGGAAUACCUCUUCUAGGGACUCAGCAUUUUAAUAUAUGGUAUAAAAUAAUGAAUGAAUUCAACUACAUUACAUUCAAUAGAUUGUUUUGGUUUGACAAUUUGAGGCAUUGUUUGUUUAAGCUACGCAAGAAUAGGAAUAGAUUUGAAGUUGGGUAGUUUAUCUUUCAUUCAAGGGGCAGAAGGUUUUGGAAUAUGUUGCCGGUUCAUGAGAGCUCUCUACAUGCCUUCAAAAGGGAUCCAACUCAAUUCUUGGCCUUGUGAAAGUUUAUGGCACUGGCUACAUGUGAUAUUGGUGGCAAUGUGGGGACACAUAUAUUUGACAACUGCUAAUCCAUCAUUUCAACACCCAUUCCCUGAGCUGUACUGAAUAAUAUGGUGGGCAACUUAUCCAUCCCACAUAGGCCCAUUGGGACCCUUAGCUGAUACUUAAUGUUACAACAGCUGCAAUUUUAACAUUCUGCCCUAUUUUCAAAGCUAACAGUUUGAUGUCAGCCAAAUGAGGCACCGGAUUUAACUGGUUUAAGUGGGCACGUAAAAGCCCAGGAAAUAGCCUUAAAUGUGAUCUCAGGAGAAAGCACUUCAUUUCUACAGCUGUUGGUCUGCUCAGUUACUCCCUAGCCACAAUCUUUAAUGCCCAUCUCCCCAGUAAAGCCACUGCUCUUUCCCAGACUUGUGUUCCGUCUGCGAUCACUCCAUUUUAACUUUAACUGGGACACAGACUUAAAAGUCUUGUUACACAACUAGUUAAGUCAUUUGCCAUAUGAUCUGGGUGAAUACUGAAAAAAAAUACUUCUCAUUAUCUUCUCAUAGUUUUUUUUUGUAUUUUGCUGUUCUAUGCACUUUAAAAUACACUACCAAAAUUUUGAGCUACUGAUAUUGUUGGGCUAAGAUUUCUUUGUGUUCCACUCGGGGCCUGAUAUACACAUUCAAGCCAAAGGACAACGUUUAUGGAAAAGGAUGCUUUUCAGAUUUGGUAUACAAUGAUAUACCGCGGCGUUAAUCCAUUACAUGGCAAGUAUUUCAUUGAACAGUGAGAUUCCCUUAUUCUGUUGUUGGUCUUUAUUCAGUAUUCUUCUGAGGCAGGGAAAAUUGAGUGAACAUAAGAUAUGAGCAAGAUAAUUAAGUCAUUUUAAGCAGUGAUAUUGAGUGUUUUUAGCUUUCUAUUUGUAAUACAAUGGCAUAGUCACUGGAUGUUUUCCUAGGUUGUGAUAGAAUAGAGUUGUGAGUGUUCUCAUUGAAUGUUUUUAAAGCAGAGGUAGAUAAUUUCUUGACUAAUAAUGGACUCAACGGUAUCAGAGGUAAAUGGGAAUGUGGAAUUGAGGCCGCAAUUAGAUCAGCUGUGCAUUUAUUAAAUGGUGGAGCAGAACUGAGUGAAUCAAAUCUCUGCUCCUGCUCCUAAUUUGUCUGUAGGUUAUCGAUUAUGUUUCCCAAACCUUCAAAACAGGUUUGUAAAUUACUUGUAAAUACACAGCCCAUAGGAAUACCCUCUCUGAUGCAGUAAGAAUGUGUGAAACUAGCUGAUGGAUAUGGUUACACGUUUUAUUAUUGUGUGUCCAACACAAAUUCCGUUACAUUAAAAAUGUAGGAUAAUGAUUCAAUUGAAAGUAUUGGUGUUGCCCUCUUCUAUUUUUCCUGCCAAGAAAGCAGUCUGUUGGAACUGCAAAUAUAUCUGCAACCAUUCCCAAUACAGAAAGUGCAAUUUAGCUAAUUCAAGAUGUUAGUUUCACCUAUCAUCAUGCUCCUGCCAUUGUGGGCACUUGUUUACUAUCCAGUGAUUCAUUUAUUGGCAUAUUUGAACAUUGACAAAACAUUCUUAGGCCUUUGGGUGGCACAGUGGGUCAGUAGUUAGUGCUGCUGCCUCACAAUGCCAGGAACCCAAGUUCAAUCCUAGCCUCAGGUGUCUGUGUGGAGUUUGCAUGUUCUCCCCGUGUCUGCAUGGGUUUCCUCCAGCUGUUUCAGUUUCCUCCCACAAUCCAAAGAUGCACAGAUUAGCUGGAUUGGCCAUGCUAAAUUGCCCAUAGUGUCCAGGGACGUAUAAAUUAGGUGGAUUAGCCAUGGGAAAUGCUGGGUUACAGGGAUAGGGUAGGGGGUUGAGUCUAGGUGGGAUGCUUUUCAGAGAGUCAGUGUGAACUUGUUGGGCCGAAUGGCUUGUUUCCACACUGUAGGGAUUCUACGGCCUUGUCUUAUAUCUAAAUGUCCAAACUGGGCAGCCAAUUAAUAAUGUAAAAGUACAGUUCAUGGACUAUUGAUGUUCUAUUAUUAGAUACCAUCAGCAAUGAAUAGACAAAACUACGUUUAGAAACCGUGCUAAAUUUGUCAAGGUGAAAAACAACAUUUGCCUUCAGCCCUCACAAAUAACUUCACUGUUUCAAUGGUUUCUAACUUUAGGGUGUAUUAAACAAUGGUACUCAUGAACAGCAAUGGUUAAGGAUGUUUAUCUACACACAGCUCUAAUAAGCUUUAGAAUCUAGACUUCUUACUGACAAGAGAGAUAUGGAUAUUUGUAAGCUUUCCAGCUGACUUAAGUGACAUGUGUCAACGUUUUCACCAAUCUGAUUCCUUCACUCCAGUGAGGAAUUCCUGGAAUAUGAGGCAUGUGAAGCUAAAUAGAGUUUCACAAUCACCCAUCUGCCAAGCUGCUUAAAUGAGGUUUGUGUAUUCUGGGCAUUUUGAGAUGUUUGCAUCUUCGACGGAAUAGGAAAGCUAAAGUCGCCACAAUCCCACUCUCUCAUUAAAGAGGUAGAGGUUUAAUCUGAGGGUCACCACAUCUCAGGCAUGGGGGGACAUCAAGAAGGAAAGUCCUUCAUGGUAACCUCAGCUGCUGUGAGGACUGAAUGUACAUACGCUCUGAAACCUGUUGUCAGUCAACUGAGCUAAUCUCAGACUGAAUAAUGGGGAAGUAAAUGCCAUCCUGUUUUCAUUAUCACACUAGUCGGCUGAGAAUAUGCAGCAUUCCACUCAAGUACUAUAGCAUAAGUUAUUAAAAUUUUUUUUUAAGCUAUCACUGAAAAUACUAGAAACCUGAAAUAAAACAGCAAAAUCUAUAAAGUUCAGAUGGCUUCUAUUAAGAGAAGGCAAUUAAGACUCUUCAGAGCAUUGUAAAUGUGUUGCUUAUUGCCUCGUGGAUAAUCUCCAUGCUAACAUUUAUAUGAAAUAAAUUUGUGGCAGAAUAUAGUCUAUGAGGAUUUAUAUGUUUCAAGUAGAUAUAACAACAUUUAAUAAUCUUAAAUUCGUAACGAUUACAUUCGUUAACAUCUGUACAUAAUCUGUAAAAUUCGUUUGUGAACUAUUAAAACUGAGAUCACAGGAAACAUACAUGGAGAAAAGCAGUGAUUUAUUUCUGAUUGGUCAGCAACAUGCUAUGCUUUUACAAUAACUGUGUCGACUAGAAACAUUUGUAACAUAUUAAUUAUUCAUGCUGCAGCUCUUUGCAAAUCAGGUUAGACUGCAGACUGCCAUAUGUGUUCUGCAGUUUAUGUAUUCAACUUUAACUGUUGAUCAAGGAGCAAGGACCUUCUUCUGUGAUCGCUACACCACGUGGCAUUUAAAGGAUAUUGUUUGGGACCAAUGUACUUGAUGUUUAAGUACUUAACAUGUUUGUUGCCCAUUUAUGUGUGCCAAUAUUUUGUCAACGUAUGUACAUAUAUAUAUUCAUUUUUCUAUAAUCUCCCCAAUUUCUAUGAUAUGAAGUAUCGGACAUGUUGGAAUGAUAAAAAAAACUC